AGUCCUUCAUUACAAAUCCAAUAAUUUUAACCUCUUACCUGAAUACCUUUCAAAUCUGAGAAGUCUGACUGCCAUAAUGAAAUAUUUGGUGCUGGCUGUGCUGCUAUGUGGUCUACUGUCAUUGUCCAACACUCAGUGCUAUUUUAAGAGCGUGAAACCAGGUAUGACCCAUUGUCAAGAUGAUGUGGAUAACACAUGGCACGCAAUAGGAUCUACAUGGAGAAAUAGUAACUGUAUGAACUGUAGUUGCAGUGGCUGUUGUGCUGUAUAUCACACCCCACGUCAGUUCCCUGACGACUGUGUAUCAGUGUUUGACUCACAGGCAUGUCAAUACAUAGUGCACAAAAAGGAUGACCCAGCAGUACAAUGUCCAAUUUAUGCUGCAGUAGGGAAGUAAUGCAGUCAUUGUUUCGAGUGGUUUGGUCUGAGGGUCUGAACAACCCCUCACUGAAAAUAAAAUACUGCUACAAAUAAAAUUUCAAAUAAAGAAAUAAAGAAAUCAUACAUUU
This is a messenger RNA of Toxotes jaculatrix (banded archerfish), 509 nucleotides long. It is a transcript of the gene msmbl, whose product is annotated as beta-microseminoprotein. The transcript is spliced from 4 exons. Bases 77 to 397 code for a protein of 106 amino acids. The record is from RefSeq and is a predicted model, not a curated record. Lineage: Eukaryota; Metazoa; Chordata; Actinopteri; Toxotidae.